Molecule: messenger RNA, 1471 nt
Organism: Andrographis paniculata
Lineage: Eukaryota; Viridiplantae; Streptophyta; Magnoliopsida; Lamiales; Acanthaceae
Product: mitogen-activated protein kinase kinase kinase 20
Exons: 1
Coding region: 204-1277 (357 amino acids)
Biological process (GO): protein phosphorylation
Molecular function (GO): ATP binding; protein kinase activity
Source: RefSeq, a predicted model, not a curated record
GCACGUUUCGUCGUUCUUACACUUCAAUGAUUUCACACUGUCUCCGCCCACACAAAUUGCAGAGAUUAUAUAUAUAUAUAUAAUCGAUACUGAAUUUAAUGAGGCCUGUGUUUCGCAUUUCCUUUAAUUCAUCUUCAAGGAAUUGGAAAGAUCGAAACUUUGGAGUAAAAUUCGAGCAAUCGAAGGUUUUUUGACUUCUGGCAAUGGAUUGGAUUCGCGGCGAUCGAUUGGGCCACGGGAGCUUUGCGACGGUAAGCUUGGCGGUGGCUAAGGGCGGCGCCGAUUUUAAAGCUCCAUUAAUGGCGGUGAAGUCCUGCGGCGCUUCCCGGUGGUCGGCUCUGGCGAACGAGAAAUUGAUUCUUGCGGAGCUGCAAGAUUGUCCAGAAAUCAUACGGUGCUUAGGGGAUGGAUUUUCGUACGAGAAUGGCGAGGAGUUGUACAAUGUGCUGUUGGAGUAUGCUGCCGGCGGGAGUUUGGCGGAUAGAGUGAGGAUUUCCGGCCGCCGGGGGUUGCCGGAAUUUGAAGUCCGGCGAUACGUUAGGGAUUUGGUGAAAGGCCUUUGCUAUAUCCACAAGCUGGGCUACGUUCACUGCGACAUCAAGCUUCAGAACGUUCUGUUGGAUUCCGCCGGCGGGGUGAAGAUCGCCGACUUCGGAUUGGCGAAGCACGCCGGCGUGGAAGCGGCGCCGGCGCCGGCGGGGUGCGAGUUGAGGGGGACGCCGCUGUACAUGUCGCCGGAGAUGGUUGCAGGCGGGGAGCAGGAGGCUCCGGCGGAUGUUUGGGCGAUGGGGUGCGCCGUGUCGGAGAUGAUCGCGGGGUCGCCGGCGUGGAGAUGCUCCGGCGACGUGGCGGGGCUUCUGUUGAGAAUCGGAGCCGGCGAGGAGGCGCCGGAGAUUCCCAGAAUUUUAUCGGAGCAAGGAAGGGAUUUUCUCGAGAAAUGUUUCGUCAAAGAUCCCCGCAAAAGAUGGACGGCUGAAAUGCUGCUGCGUCACCGCUUCAUCGACGGCCAGGAUUUCGAAGAAGACAACGUCACCGCAACGAAAGACGUAGAACACUAUACGGCGUCGUUUUCCCCGAGAGGCCCCUUCGAAUUCUCCGACCUGCCGUCGCCGGCGACGUGCUCUGCCACAUCAUUCCCAUCGCCGGUGAAUCAUCCAGAACCCUACUUAUGGAAUGACCGGCCGUUUUCCAUCUCCGCCGCGGAGCGGCUGCGCGGGAUUGUCAGCAAACAAAUUCCCGAUUGGUCCGUCGCCGAUGACUGGCUCACCGUCCGGUGACGGAAGCAGAAUAUUCCGUCCGUCAGUCAAUUCAACCAUAGUUAAACAACCACAUAAUUACAUUUUUUUGCAGAUGCCCUUUUCCCGUAGGAUUUCAAUCUUCACUUUUAUUUUAUCUAGACAGUGAAGUGACCAAUACGACAGUUAAAAAUAGUGUACAGCCAAGCUUUAUAAAAUGAAAGAUUUUCUUGAAA